Messenger RNA from Cantharellus anzutake, 807 nucleotides. RefSeq lists its product as uncharacterized. The record is from RefSeq and is a predicted model, not a curated record. The coding region runs from base 137 to 469 and encodes 110 amino acids. NCBI's taxonomy places the organism in Eukaryota, Fungi, Basidiomycota, Agaricomycetes, Cantharellales, Hydnaceae. The transcript is spliced from 3 exons.
UAAUGUUACUCACUUCGCUUAUCAUUUCCGCCGCGUCCUAUCCAUCAGUGGGAACUGACACUUCCCAUUAGCAAGCUCAUUUAUCCAACUAACCAAAAACAGGGAGGCAAGCCGGGGUUGUGAGCGUGGAAAGGGGAUGGUGUGGUGUGUAUUGCUCGUUUCCAAUCUUAUAGUAGCAUGGGAGAACCCGCGUAUCAUUUCGGGUUUGGAGCCGAGCGCAACACCAUUUUCCCUCCGGGCGUCCACGCGCUUCUGUGCAUAUGUUAACCGAGCACAAGUGAACUAUUACCCACCUCCACUAGUCCACCAGUUGUCAGGCGGACUCUUUGAUCCCGCUCGACGAUUCUUCCACACUCCCCACCUCGUUCCAUCCAAAUUCGAGCCAACCGGUUGUGUCCAAGAAUACUAUCGGCAACACACCUCGUCCGUUCCUUCGGUAUCCGGUAUGGUACGAACGAUCGGCUGCUGACAACAUACGCAAUGCUUGCAACACCUCUCAAGGCGCCCGCGCUCUACUUCCUUAUCAACUAUCUUCUUUUGAUAAUAUUGCUCCGCUUUCCCAUCUCAGAAUCCGCCUAGGACGUAUGACGAAUUCGCUGCAUGCAACCCUGGAAGUGCACACGUACAAUGCAAAGAAAUGAGGGAUGCGAGUAUGCAAACGGAGUGGAAGCAGCCGAUAGCCUUUUCUCAGAUAACUCGACACCCACAUCCGAAAGGAGCCAUAGACAAUUCCUGGUUUACCUUUUACGUAAGGGGACCUAGAGAUAGCGACAAUGCUGAGACACCGAGCCAAAGAUAAUGUGAUCG